GCGGCCAGAGAAACGGAGGAGCGACUUAAGUCGUUCUUGCAAAACUGCAGAAAAAGUGUGGGUGUUGAACCCUCUCACCGGGAAAGUGUGGGUGUUUCCCCCACGGGUGCGACGCCCCUUGUGUCCAACAAAGUGUGUAUCUCAUCCUGCGCUAAUGAAGAGGAAAAGGUGCGCGCAAAUCCCAGUCCCAGACACCAGACGACUCCGGAAACGGAUCCGCACUGGUAACGGAUAUGUUUCGGAUUUAAACGGGAGGCAUCAGCUGUCUUGGGUUAAUCCGGGCGUCGGUGACCCGUCCACCAAACAACCGCACCGGGCGGCUCUGAUUCUGGCUCGCGGUGGCAGUAAAGGAAUACCGCUGAAGAACAUCAAGGUUCUGGCUGGAGUGCCUCUCAUCGGAUGGGUAGUGAGAGCUGCACUGGAUUCAGACGUCAUUGACAGUGUUUGGGUGUCUACUGAUCAUGAUGAGAUUGAACAAGUUGCUCGAACCUGUGGUGCAAAAGUUCAUCGGCGCACUCCUGAAGUUUCCAAAGACUCCUCCAGCUCACUGGAGACCAUCAAAGAGUUCAUCCAGCAUAGACCUGAGGUGGACAUUGUUUGCCAUAUUCAGGCAACUUCCCCAUGUCUGCACCCGUUUCAUAUCACUGGAGCUCUGCAGAUGAUCACUGAACAGGGUUAUGACUGUGUGUUCUCAGUUGUGCGCAGACAUAAUUUUCGCUGGACUGAGGUGAAGAAAGAGGGUGAACGCACCGAGCCUCUGAACAUCAAACCAGGAUACAGACCAAGACGUCAAGACUGGCCCGGGGAGCUCUAUGAAAACGGAUCUUUCUACUUUUACACAAAAGAAGCUGUGGAAAAGGGCCUUCCGGAGGAGCUGAAGUGGGGCUACUAUGAGAUGCUCCCAGAAUACAGUGUUGAUAUUGAUGUGGAUAUAGAUUGGCCGGUGGCUGAGCAGAGAAUUUUGAGGUUCGGAUAUUUUGGAGAAAAAAAGAAAACGGAUAUCAGGUUGUUUCUGUGCAGUGUAUCUGGCUGUCUGACAAAUGGUCAGAUACAUGUGUCUGUUUCAGGAGAGCAGUUUGUUGGCAUCAAUAGUCGAGACCUGGCAGGCAUUCGAAUACUGCAGAGGGAAGACAUUGAGGUGAUUCUUAUAUCUAAUGUGAAUGAGACGGUGUCCAAAGAUCUGCUGGAGACCAUUUCUAAGCAGACAGGCUGUCACGUGAUGGAGAAGAAAGAUCUGGAGUGUCUGAUGAAAGUGAAAAACAUGCAGAAGGAUGAGGUGGCCUUCAUGGGUGCAGAAUGUGAAGAUGUGGAGAUCAUGACGCAGGUGGGGCUGAAUGCUGUACCUCCUGAUGCACCUGUGUCACGUCUCAUUGCAGCUAACUUCACCUGUCAGAGACCAGCGGGUCAUGGGGCGGUUUUUGAGUUUGCUCAGUACAUCCUGCAGAUGAAGAAAAAAACACAAGUCGCAGAUGAGGAUGAAGACAUCAACAACAUUCAUGCUGCAUUUACACCAACCUCGUUUCAGGUGUCAAAAUCGCGUCAACCGCGCCUAGUUUGCCGCUUGAACGGUUUGAAAGUGCGUCAGAAGCAAAAUCCACUUCUUGUGGGAGGGGCAAGUGCUAAUGCGGUUGUCUGUUUGCAAGAUGAAUGAUGUUGAUUGUGCAUUUAUCGAGAGAGUUACCGGUUUGUAUUUGGUAACCUUACUAUAGGGGGAAAAUAAAUGGAGCGGGUCGAUAAACGUCACGUGACUCAAAAGUAAAAUGUGUAUUACAACUUACCAGGUUGCCCAAUGUCCUCACUGACACUCUUCCAAGCGAGAUCCUUUUUAUUCCUGUCUCUAUAGAAAUAAGAACUUGUCCAGACGCGCGUCAACGCGUCUUCACAUUGACUUAACAUUGAAAUCACUCGCGCUUCACGCCUCUACCGCGGUUGGUGUAAACCCAGCAUUAGACUUUUAGUGACCUCAACAGUGCUGUGAUAAAAGUUUGCUUUUCUUUUUUUCUGUUGAAACAAACCGUACAACUAUAAAUGAUUUCCAUGCACACUUUUCAUUUACAUUUGAUUUACAGUUUACAAACAGUAGACGUAUUGUUCAGAUGUGUUUACAUACAUUUUGAUAGUCAAAUGACUAGAAUGAGUAAAACACAUUUGUGGUUACUUUGCUGUGUUUGCUGAAUGAAAGGGACAUCAUACAGUAUAUCCAUUAAAAACAUACACCAACUGAUCUUAGGGAUCUCAAUUGCAACUAUAUGUCUUAUUUACCUAUCUAUAUUUAUAUCUUCUAAUUCAAGCAUGUAACCUUUUGAAUCACAACGUUUAAUAAACCAUUAUCUCUAACAGACUGUUUGUAAAAGACAUUUGAUUUUACAGACAUUCAACAUUUUUACAUUUUUGUCAGUCGGAUAACACUGCAUAGGUAUGGUAAGUACAUAAGGCACUCAAGACGUGAAUAUAGUCACAACAAAAUAUUCAUAGUCAUCAGAAAGUAAAGGAACAAUGAAAUAGUCUUAAAUCAUAGAUUUCAAUUAAGGAUAGAUUUUUGAUCUAUGCAGUCACAAGAUUAGGCAAACUA
Molecule: messenger RNA, 2572 nt
Organism: Paramisgurnus dabryanus
Lineage: Eukaryota; Metazoa; Chordata; Actinopteri; Cypriniformes; Cobitidae
Source: RefSeq, a predicted model, not a curated record